Messenger RNA from Coregonus sp. 'balchen', 7543 nucleotides. Lineage: Eukaryota; Metazoa; Chordata; Actinopteri; Salmoniformes; Salmonidae. The record is from the annotation of a GenBank genome assembly.
AUGGGUACAUAUCAUUAAUUUAUCAAUCCAAAAUUUGAUGUAGCAACUGGAGAUUGCCCCUUUUAAAUUGGACCCCAAGAGCAGGAAGUCGCGCUCUCGGCUCUCAUAUAGGGAAAGCGAGUGACCAGUGCGGUGUCAUAAAUGUAUUCCAUAACAACAACAAUGGCACAACGGACGGGUAUGACAAAGUCGUUUUGAUAAUACUAGCUAGUUAUUCACUUUCAUAGUUCUGGUGCUUUUUCGUAGUAAACUCCCUGCAAAGAAGCGUGAGAAGUUAUUAUUAGGGAGAAAUGGCGGACGGCGGAGGCUUCGAGGCGGGUGAUGUUGUCGACCCACCCAUUGCGCCGAAUAUCAUCUGUCCCCUUGUCACGGUUUCGGACCUACCCAGCCCCACAGCUGCAGGUAAAACACAACACGUUGAAUGUUUACACUGUUCUACCACCUAGCUGUGCAAGAGAACACAGCAGCAUUAGCAUUAGUGUGAGAAACUAGAUUAAUUCUCAGUAAACAGGCUGGGCUAUAUUUGGUUAAAACUUGCGUUGCAUAUGCCUGCGUAAUUACGCAAAUUAUAACAUGUCAGUGAACUACAUCGAUUUGAGCACUUUUAUCACUUCAUUUAUUCGUAAUUUAUAUUUUCACUAUUUCAUCUAGGUAAUGUGUACAUCAAUGACACAUCUCAAGUCAAUAUUUGCAUGCAUGGAUGGUGUAUGAUUUAUUUAUAGCCACUAUGCAACCAAGUGGUAGUGGAAAUGGUAGGCCUGUCAGUUAGCACAGCAUCAUCUGAUCUGGGUAUUUGGAGCUUUAGCUUAGCUCUUUCUCCUCCAGGCCGUAACCUGAAGGAAUGGCUGCAGGAGCAGUUCAAUAAAAAGCCUGAAGAGCAGAGUGAGGAUGCCCUGCUCCACAACGCUGCUUACGUAGGAGACCUGGAUACUCUGAGGAACCUGCUGCAGGAGGACAGCUUCAGAGAGUGAGUGAGGGAGGGAGGCCACUGGACCUUACUGCAUUAUAUAACCCCAUCUCCAACCUGUUCUGCACCCUUCCCACUUCCCACAUGCAUGCAAAUAUCCUAUGCACAUACUGUAUUUAGCAAAGUCAGAAAGCCACUAUCUUACCCCUUUCAUAUCCAACACAGUCAUAUUCAAGACGUAGGCCUAUUGCACGAAAAUCCCUUCCACCCUUCUGUAUCUCUCUUUAGUUUGUAAGUGUGUGUGUGUAUUGGAAACAAUUUUUAGGAUAAGACACCAAUCGGCAAUACCGCCCCUUUAUUUAACAGCGUCUUGACAGUUAAACUAGUCUACUAAAUUGGUAUGAGUUCUGAGCUAACAUCUAUUGGCUGUCAGGCGGAUAAACGAGAAGUCUGUGUGGUGCUGUGGUUGGCUGCCCUGCACCCCUCUGCGCAUCGCUGCCACAGCCGGUCACGGGGCCUGUGUGGCCUACCUGAUAGGCCAGGGGGCCAAGGUGGACCUAGUGGACGUGAAGGGUCAGACAGCCCUCUACGUGGCGGUGGUCAACGGACACCUGGACUGUGUGACCAUCCUCCUAGAAGCUGGAGCUGGCCCCAACGGCAGCCGCCACCACCGCAGCACUCCCGUCUAUCACGCUGCACGGGUAGGCAGGGUGGACAUACUCCAAGAGCUCAUCAGGUGAGUGCUUUAACUUUCCAUGCCAAUUUAGUUUAUUGAAUUGGAUUGAAUGAAGGAGGCAAUAAUGGCUAUAGGAGGGGUCAUCUGCUAGUAUUUGUUGAUUGAAUUGCCUAGGAACAAAAAUAGAAUCAGGGGUCAUUUUUCUUGGUGAAGGGAGGAAACCAAUACAUUCUGAAAAAACCUUAUUGUCUUAUUACGCAGUUAUUGUCCAUUACUUUUGUGUUAUUGUCUGAUUGAUCAGUGUUGUUGUCUAUUUCUAACAUGUCCCAUCACCAUGGUCGUGUUCAUUAGGGCACACAAUGGAAAAUUAGCGUUUCUUAUUGGACAGUCAGGUUGUCCCUCCAUGUUUCAGUAAAACAAUUCCCUAUGGUGCCUAAUCGACACGACCCAUCUCUCCAGGUUCCAUGCCGACGUAGAUGUGGACCACCAGCUGGGUGCCAGGCCCCCGUUUGGCGCAGCCCGCACCCUCACCACCCUGGUGGUGUGCCCGCUCUACAUCAGCGCCGCCUAUCGCCACCUCCACUGCUUCAGCCUGCUGCUGGCGGCUGGCGCCCAGCCGGACUACAACUACAACGGACCAGUGAGCCGCGAGGCACUAGCCAAGGGUUUGGCCUCCUGCCUGCUGGAUGCGGUGCUGAGACACGGCUGUGAGGCGGCAUUCGUCAGCCUGCUGCUGGACCAUGGGGCCAAGCCCAGCCUGGUACCCUGGGAGCAGCCCCACCGAGAGGGGGCGACCGCCGGGGGGCGAGAGAGGGUCGACCCCGAAGCCUUGCAGCUCUACUUGGAGGCCAGAAGUGAGUAGAGUUCCAUCCCCUCUGACCUUCACACAGCACCAUUACAUUGACAUUUUAGUCACUUAGACGCUCUUAUCCAGAGCCAUGAGGCGGUAUGAUAUGAAAAGUCACAGAAAUAUUAAUGAUGGUAGUAGUGGGUUGGGUGUAUAAAGCCCAUCUUUAUUUAUUUGUUUAUAUCUAUUUGACUAUCGCCUAUGAGUUUAUUGAAAACAUACCAUGGCAAUAUGGCAGAAGUGUAAAUGUACAUACUGUAACAGCAACAUACAUUGCACACAUCACAAAUAGGAAAUGAACACUCGCAAAUACCUUUGAGGUCAUUGAUAUAAAAUAAUAUGGAUUUGAAGAGUUAAGUUACAAAACAUUAUAUCCACCAAUUUUUCACACUUGUGUUUUGUCAUCAAAUGAUUGCUUAUAGGUAACUUCGUGUGUGUGUAAAAUAUUACUGUUCUCAGAUUUUUUAUUCAAAGAUUUGAGACGUGUAUUAAAAUGGAUUUUGUUGCAAAACGCUAUAUAUCCAUUGUUUAGCUGGAAUGGAAUAUUUGUAUUCUGUAUAUUUGACUGUGGAUAUAUGGUUGUCUCACCUAGCUAUCUUAAUAUACUGUAAAUACACUAACUGUAAGUCGCUCUGGAUAAGAGCAUCUGCUAAAUGACUCAUGUCAAAUGUAAAUAUUUUACAUACAAAUCCCAUAUCACUCUAUUAAUAGAUUGUUUUAUAUUGAUGUCACAAAUGUAUUAUUUGUACAGUUCUUUAUUAAAAAAGAAUCAAGUUAUCACAUUUGACUGUGUAAAACCCAUGAGUACUACUUAUUCCUCUGAGAGUGAGGUGGAUAUAUAGCAUUUUGCAACAAAACAUGAAUAUUUGUCUCUCUGAAAUGACACCAUCAAGUGAUUGAUUUCAAUCAAAUACAUGUCAGUCAUUGAACAACCCCAUGCCAUGAUUAGAUGGUGAAAAAACACACCAAGCUCUUUCAUAAGUUCUCUAAAAAAUAAAAGCUAAUUUACCAACAUUUCUGAAAAUGGAUAUAUAGUGUUUGGAAUUAAACUCUUCAUUUACGUUACUUAUUUAUUUAUUUAUUUAUUGAUUUUACAUAACUAGCCUCGUGGAGAACCAGGCUUCCCUAAUUAGGUAAACCUGGUGAAGUCAAUGGUAGAAAGUGGCUAAAAAGGGUUGGAACCCCAGGGUGUAAAUCAGUGACGCCUGGCAACACGUCAAACCAAUCAACUGCCUUGCUUGGGCGGAGUUCCAAAGCGAUAGAAAAUAUACUCCGACAUCUGCCCACUCACAAUCUCAUACAGUAUGUUGCCUGACUAUAAUAUUUUAUCUUGAUACGUUAAUAAAUACAUACUGUGUCCAUUUUGGCAUGUUUAACUGUCUAGAGUAUCCAUUGUAAUGUGCAUAGACCACAGGCUAACUGACAAAGAAUUGGUAGCUAGCUAGCUACCCACGAACAUUGAUAAUUAUGUUACAAGCUGGUGAUUGUAAGCUUGUGGUACAAGCUUGUGAUUGCUUUAUGUAGUUAUCUUGUUUUGUAAGGUAAUGCAGUAGCACGGGAGUGUGCAGUGCUUCUCAAAUGUACAUUUUUAUGUGUUCUCCACACUCUCGUCCUCACAAGAACCUACUAACUAAAACGUUGGAGUGAGGCACACGAACACCCAGUGACACACGUCAUAACACGCAGCACCCAAUCUACGGGCAUGUGGGGGGAAGAGUUCUUGAAAUGUACCAUAAAAUAAUGCCGCGCUCCAGUCUAGCCGUUUCGGCUAAUACAAACAUCUUCAGACUUCCAAAUGAGUGGCGUGACAACAACGUGAUUUGGAGGUGUGGUAACACGAGACUAGUACAUUACAUAUACACACAAUAUAUUACAUAUCACAUCUGCACUAAGUAUUUAUUUUCUCUCAAACCCAUUGAUGGCAAUAACACCAUUUAUCUUACGGAUCUAUCAACAUCUGCAUUGCUUAAGACUGCCUUAAGAAAUUAUCUCAUGGACUGUCAGUCAUUGCAUCCAGGGUUGCGUCAAUUAAUUGGAGAGAGACUGGUUACAUUUCCCCAUCCCUCAGCUUACCAAACAAAGUGGUUGGGUCAGGCGAUUGAAAUUACAUAUUGAACCUUUAAUAUGUGUCUCACCAAUGCAAUUGUGUAUCAGUAUAUAACAGAAUCCUACCUGCAGUCCCGCAGAUAAUCAACAGUAACACGACAGGUAUCAUAUCUGUCUCAAGCUGGGGUUCCACUGAGCUAUAACACUGCUGUCUGAAGCGUGGACUGAAGUGUGGAAAAGACUUGCACAUCACAUCUAUCAGAUUACUUCCUUACUUCUCUGAUAUAAGAUAAGCGACUAUCUCAUGGCUUUCUUACUUCCAUGAAAUUAGACUAACUUCCUCUAGCAGUUUAUCUCGGAUCAUUGGACCCACCUACCUACCGGAAAAAAACCCAUAGGGAACUGCUGACAGGUCAGCAAAGUUUUGCACAGUGUGCACUAGCCAUAAAAUUAAAUGGAACAUAAACCACGUUUCCAUCCACAGUUUUUAUGCGAGUAUAAAAUAAAAUAAAUAAUGACAGCUGUGAAGGAAACAGGAAUUUUCAGUACAAUUUUAUAAAUGCUGACAGAUAAUUUUUCGUUCAACCUGGUGGGAUCUUUUUGUGUUGGUAAAAUUAAUAAUGCGAGAAAUGGAGGUGGAAAUUCCUUUAUGCGCAAAUAUUGAUAUAAUAACCAUCAUAUCAUCACUACGUCAUCACACACUGAUUUUUAUCCGCACAUCAUGCACUGACUUUGGUGGAAACACCACUGUUGGGAAAAUGCACAUAUUUUCUAUAUGCAGAUUUUUGAAUAUUCGCAUGAAAAUCUGUCGUCAAUUGGAUGGAAACCUAGCUAUAGAAAGUUAUUUAAUGUAUCUCUAUGGUACUAGGUGUCUAACCCAUUAUUAUCGGUUAGAUCUGGAGAAGGGGUAGGCUACUUGGUGUAGACAAAGCUAGAGCUGUGCUAUCCUUCAGAUCAAUUAAGAAGGAGAUCAGUCGUUUAAAAAGGUUGAGCUCUAUUAACGCUGUCAUGGGUGAGGGGCUGCCAAAUGAUGAUCGCACUGAUUACUAAUAAACACAAUGAGACAAAUACAGUGUGCUGUUGUCUUUGCAUUUGAACAUGUAUGACAUACAGUACCAGUCAAAAGUUUGGACACACCUACUCAUUCCAGGGUUUUUCUUUAUUUUUACUAUUUCCUACAUUGUAGAAUAAUAGUGAAGUCAUCAAAACUAUGAAAUAGCACAUAUGGAAUCAUGUAGUAACCAAAAAAGUGUUAAACAAAUCAAAAUAUAUUUUAUAUUUGAGAUUCUUCAAAUAGCCACCCUUUGCCUUGAUGACAGCUUUGUACACUCUUGGCAUUCUCUCAACCAGCUUCAACUGGAAUGCUUUUCCAACAGUCUUGAAGGAGUUCCCACAUAUGCUGACUGCUUUUCCUUUACUCUGCGGUCCGACUCAUCGCAAACCAUCUCAAUUGGGUUGAGGUCAGGGGAUUGUGGAGGCCAGGCCAUCUGAUGCAGCACUCCAUCACUCUCCUUCUUGGUAAAUAGCCCUUACACAGCCUGCAGGUGGGUUGGGUCAUUGUCCUGUUGAAAAAUAAAUGAUAGUCCCACUAAUCCCAAACCAGAUGGGAUGGUGUAUCGCUGCAGAAUGCUGUGGUAGCCAUGCUGGUUAAGUGUGUCUUCAAUUCUUAAUAAAUCACAGACAGUGUCACCAGCAAAGCACCCCCACACCAUAACACCACCUCCGCCAUGCUUUACGGUGGGAACUACACAUGCGGAGAUAAUCCUUUCACCCACACCACGUCUCACAAAGACACGGCGGUUGGAACAAAAAAUCUCACAUUUGGACUCCAGACCAAAGGACAAAUUUCCACCGGUCUAAUGUCCAUUGCUCGUGUUUCUUGGCCCAAACAGGUCUCUUCUUCUUAUUGGUGUCCUUUAGUAGUGGUUUCUUUGCAGCAAUUCAACCAUGAAGGCCUGAUUCACACAGUCCCUUCUGAACAGUUGAUGUUGAGAUGUGUCUGUGACUUGAACUCUAUGAAGCAUUUAUUUGGGCUGCAAUUUCUGAGGCUGGUAACUCUAAUGAACUUAUCCUCUGCAGCAGAGGUAACUCUGGGUCUUCCAUUCCUGUGGCGGUUCAUCAUAGCUCUUGAUGGUUUUUGCGACUGCACUUGAAGAAACUUUCAAAGUUCUUGAAAUGUUCUGUACUGACUGACCUUCAUGUCUUAAAGUAAUGAUGGACUGUCGUUUCUCUUUGCUUAUUUGAGCUGUUCUUGCCAUAAUAUUGACUUGGUCUUUUACCAAAUAGGGCUAUCUUCUGUAUACCCCCCCUACCUUGUCACAACACAACUGAUUGGCUCAAACACAUUAAGAAGGAAAGAAAUUCCACAAAUUAACUUAAGACACACCUGUUAAUUGAAAUGCAUUCCAGGUGACUACCUCAUGAAGCUGGUUGAGAGAAUGCCAAGAGUGUGCAAAGCUGUCAUCAAUGCAAAAGGUGGCUAUUUGAAGAAUCUCAAAUAUAAAAUAUAUUGUGAUUUGUUUAACACUUUUUGGGUUACUACAUGAUUCCAUAUGUGUUAUUUCAUAGUUUUGAUGUCUUCACUAUUAUUCUACAAUGUAGAAGAUAGUAAAAAUAAAGAAAAACCCUGGAAUGACUAGGUGUUCUAAAACAUUUGACCGGUAGUAUACAUGUAGGCUACUCCCAUGCACCAUUGGAAGAGUUUUGUAGAUUAAUACGAUAUUUUCUCAUGAAUGCCAUCAGAUUAUUGUUAAUGUGUAUCAUUCAAGUUUAAUGGAAAAUGUGAUGUUAGACCGUUGAAAUGUAUAUUUAUCCUGUUGAUAAUAAAUUCCUUAUUUUUUCCCAGGAUGUCCUCGUAGGCUGACCUACCAAUGUCGGAUCAGUAUUAGGAAAGUGAUGGGGAAGCAUCGGCUAAAAUACAUCCCUUCUCUACCGCUCCCGGACCCCAUUCAGAACUUCCUGCUUCACCAGAACUGACUCUGGCAGGCCUUGUCUUUGAUGAUCGUUAUGCAAUUAUGAGCAGUGGCGGACUUACCAUAAGGCAGAAGAGGCAAUUGCCUCAGGCCUC